Messenger RNA from Nematostella vectensis (starlet sea anemone), 1566 nucleotides. Its product is annotated as solute carrier family 35 member G1. The record is from RefSeq and is a predicted model, not a curated record. Gene Ontology annotation, cellular component: membrane. Lineage: Eukaryota; Metazoa; Cnidaria; Anthozoa; Actiniaria; Edwardsiidae. The coding region runs from base 140 to 1168 and encodes 342 amino acids. The transcript has 2 exons.
CACGUUGUGUGACCACUGACCAAUCACACCUCAACAUGUCGAAAUUCGGUACCAGUCCUAACACAAAUUGAAAGUCAAAAAAGAGUUUUCACAGUCGCGAAUAGUUAUUUAUAACUAUCCAUGGUUUUCACGCAUCGCCAUGGAAAUUGAGAUCCUUGAUACCGAAGAAGAUAACAAUUCUGUCAUGGAGGGACCAAGGCCAUCUCAAGAUGACCACCUCGUCUUGCCCAAGAAGAAGUUUCAUGUUUCCUUCAUCGGGCUGGCAUUUGCAAUCCUUGCUUCAUUUAGCGGUUCAGUCAUGGCUCUCUUUGUCAAACUAACAACAUCAAUGCCAUCUUAUGAGGUGGUGUGGUUUCGAUCAGUUGUUGUUGGCGUGUUUCUUUUACCCUACGUGAUUUACCAUCGCAUUACUUUAUUCUCAAACCCAAAGUGGAGUUACAAAUUUCUCCUGGCACGUUCAGCUCUCGGUGCCGCUGGCGUUCUCUUGAAGUAUUACAGUUUCAAAAACUUGCCUCUUUCAGAUGCUACUGUUUUGAGUUUUACUACCCCGAUAUUUGCUGCACUGUUCGGGUACAUCCUUUUAAAAGAGUCAUUACAUUGGAUGGAUGGUCUUGCCGCCAUGUUUUCUCUUGGAGGUGUCAUUUUGACUGCAAGACCGUCUUUCAUAUUUGGAUCAACAACAGGACAAGACAUGGGUGAAGUAUGGAUGCCAGUUUGUGCAAGUCUUGCUGGCGCUAUAGUUGCUGCAUUAGCAUUUAUUUUUGUUCGUAAGCUUGGAAAGUUUGAGGUAAUAGUUAUUGUACUCUAUUUGAACGCUGCUAUGUUUACCACAAGCACCAUUGGAGGACUGAUGGAUGGCAAAUGGAGUCUACCUAUGUGUGAAACCAAUGAAAACUGGUACUUGCUUCUCCUUGGAAUUGCUGCAAUAUUUCUUCAGGUGUUUAUGACAAAAGCCCUUGCACUAGAAAAAGCAGUGAUCGUGACUCUAGUAAGGACGUCAGACAUUCUGUUUGCGUUUAUCUGGCAAAUGUCAUUUUUUUCAGUAAAACCAUCUUGGUAUAGUGUAGGAGGUGGGCUACUUGUAUUCAUGUGCAAUGUUAUUAUCUUUAGCAAAAAAUACAGGCAGUCCAGUUUUGCAUCAAGUAAUAAAUCUGUUAAAACAAAGUAGAUUGACGAGUUAGGGGGUGGUUUUAUGCUUUGCUCUUUUUUAUAUAUUUCUAAUAUUUAAUAAAAUCAAAAGCAAAAUAGUAUAUUCUCAUUUUUAAUAUGUAUCUUAUUGAAAUUUAUGCUUCUUAUAGUUUUUGCAGAAGAGAACUUUCCAAUUCAAUUCAUUAUCAACUACAAGCAAAAGUCUUACAUGCUAUAUAAGAAAUAACGAACUUGGAUGAAACAUCAGUAAGCUAUAAUGUAUUCAUUAAUUGUUUGUCAACUUGUUUUUUUUUCUUCUAUCAAUUAAAAAAAUGUUUUGUAAGUAGAGUUGAGUCUUGUUAAAUAUGUUGUUGACUACUGUCAAGUCUUGCCAACUUCCCUACCAAUAUCAAAAUAAAAAUAUUGAUAUUAAAAAAA